Didymodactylos carnosus is the source of this 291-nucleotide messenger RNA. NCBI's taxonomy places the organism in Eukaryota, Metazoa, Rotifera, Eurotatoria, Philodinida, Philodinidae. The record is from the annotation of a GenBank genome assembly.
AUGACAAGGCAAAUGAUAAAUUUGAUUUUGCUUGUUGCAUAUUUACUAAUUGCAAAUUCAUUAGUUAUUAAUGGUGAUAGUUGUUAUUGGCUUGGUUGUCAUGCCCAUUCGGCUGACUCUUGGUGUCCACCAGGUACAUAUACAAAAGAUUGGGGCAAAUGUAUGGGUGGUUUUGGUAAACAAGAAUAUUGUUGUAAAAAGAACUAUAAUAAACGAACCAUGAAUGCUUAUGAAUUUGAACAACAACCCGAUGAUGACGAUGAUAGUGAACAACUGUUUGACAGUGAAUAG